Paramecium sonneborni is the source of this 655-nucleotide messenger RNA. The record is from the annotation of a GenBank genome assembly. NCBI's taxonomy places the organism in Eukaryota, Ciliophora, Oligohymenophorea, Peniculida, Parameciidae.
AUGUAUAAAGUUCCAUUCAUUCUUAUUUUAGUUAACUAUAAAGGAAGUCCUAUUUAAAUAUUGAAAAGUCCUGAAUGGAUAAAUCAAUAUAAUUAGUAUUUAGAAGUGUAUUGCAUUUAUUAUGAUGAUGUUGAAAAAAAAUCUAUUCAACUAAAUAAUAUCUAUUCCAACCAAGCAAUUUCAAAACUAGAAAGGCAGUAGAUGACCUUUUUUAUAUACUUAGAUUGAUAAAUCUUCAGAAUUAUCAAUCUAAGUAAAUAGAUUUCUUAUAUCUAAAUUAAGAUUAUCAAGGAAAUUUCUAAUAGCAAUGGAAAUGAAGAGAUUGAAAUUCAACAAUUAUUGGAUCUGGGUGAUUUUAAAGAUUCUUAAGCAUAAAUGACCGAUAAAAUAACCACAGAGAAAUAGCUGCUUACAAGGAAUAAGUUGAUGAGUAAGAAUUUGAAGAAGAAUAGCAAGAAAAUGUAGAUCCAGCAGCUCCAUAAAUCUAAAAAAUUGGUAUUUUUAAAAAAAAAUUACAGUAUGAAUAACUUCAGGAAGAUAUUGAGUUAAAGCAAGCAAUAUAUGUAUCCAAUUAUAACUCAAUAUGAUGAAAGAUAGAUCAAAAGAAAUUAGAUUAAAUUUCAGAAUAACUCGAAAACAACCUUUCAUUUUUGAU